Zonotrichia leucophrys gambelii is the source of this 1626-nucleotide messenger RNA. RefSeq names its product L-threonine ammonia-lyase-like. The transcript is spliced from 11 exons. NCBI's taxonomy places the organism in Eukaryota, Metazoa, Chordata, Aves, Passeriformes, Passerellidae. Gene Ontology annotation, molecular function: threonine deaminase activity; L-serine ammonia-lyase activity. Gene Ontology annotation, biological process: L-serine catabolic process; L-threonine catabolic process. The coding region runs from base 1 to 1626 and encodes 541 amino acids. The record is from RefSeq and is a predicted model, not a curated record.
AUGGUCAGCCCUCGGGGUCCCCCCAGGGCCAGGCCCACGGACAUGACAACCCCUGGACCCCUCCUGCCUCCUUAUGCUGUCGUAGUUGGAGUUCUGCUUCGCCUCGUUGUUUAUUUAGUCACUGUGCUGUAUAGGGAUGACAAUAAAAUAAAGAAACAAGAUAUCCCAGCAGUUUGUGAUCUUCACUGCUGUAAGGAUGUCCCUGUAAGAAAUGGCCUUAUUGGGCAGAAGCCACCCUCUAUCAACCCCGAGAGACUGAAGGAUUUUGGUGAGGAGGAUUACCUGAACGGGGAUGUGAAGACCUGGGAAAUGAAGAUAGUGAGCCGGAAUGAGGAGUUACUCAGGGAUGCCCUUUCCUGCAUCCCCCAGCCAAGCAGUAGGACCAGCCUGGCCAGCUGUAACAGGCUCAUUCGGUUUGAAGACAUUAGUGCAGCAGCCUUCAAAAUCCAGUGUGGUGUUCAGAAAACCCCCUGCAUGUACUCUAGGCUAUCCAAGCAGUAUGGAAUGGACAUCUACCUGAAGAAGGAGUUCCUCCAGUACACGGGGUCUGUGAAGGAACGAGGUGUACUUUACCUUCUGAUGUCAUUGCCUCAGGAGCAGCAAAGAAAAGGGGUGAUCGUGGCCUCAGACAGCAACUUCUCCAUGGCUGUUGCGCACCACGCCUCAGAGCUCCGCGUGCCCGUGUUCGUGAUCCUGUGCACCAGCACGGCGCCGGCCCGCGUGAGGAUGUGCCGCGACUACGGCGCCAUGGUCAUCUCCUACGGCACCACGGGCAAGGACGCCCAGCUGCACGCGCGGAGGCUGGCACAGGAGAACGGAUACCUCUACCUGGAAGAGGAGGACAGUGCUGUGUACCUGUCAGGCCUGGGGACCGUGGGGCUGGAGAUGUACGAGCAGGUGCCAAAGCUGGACGCGGUGAUUUUCCCUGCAGGAGGCCACUGUGGCUUGCUGGCAGGGUCAGCUGCUGCACUCAAACACCUCAACCCACAUAUUUCUGUAAUUGGAGUUGAAUCUGAAAGUUUCCCAGUAUUACAAGAGUCCUUAAAAGCUGGCCACCCAAAUGACGACCAGGCCUGCAACAAUCAUCACUUCUAUGGAGAUGUGAGUGGAGUUUGCUUUGGCAGCAAUUCUUUGCAGCUGACUGGGAAGCUUGUGGAUAAAGUUGUUACUGUGAGGGAGGAGGACAUCCUCAUUUCCAUGCUGAGGCUGCUGGAGUACGAGCGAGCCACGGUUGAUGCAGAAGGGGCCAUUGGGCUUGCAGCACUGGUGGCAGGGAAGCUGCCUGAGUUGAAGGGUAAAAGAGUGGCAGUUGUUAUAUGCAGUGGAAACCUGGAAUUACAUUUGCUGCAGCAGUGCAUCGCUCGCGCCCUGACCCUGGAUAACAGAGUGUGCAGAUUUUCCCUUGUGAUUUCUGACUGCCCAGGAGACAUGUCAAAGCUACUGGAGCUUUUGGCUCGGGAGGAAGCAAGAGUUUUGGAUAUCAGACAAGAACGCACAUUUGUGACAUCUGAGCUCUUCACUGUUGAGGUGAUCUGCACUGUGGAGACCAGAGACAAGAUCCACACAGCCCAGCUGAGGAAUGCACUCCUGGAACGCUACCCCACAGCUGCCUGGACGGAGCGGUGA